AUGAAGCGCACAGCCUUUGAACUACCGCGAAACAUUGAGCUAGCCGAUCCUAAGUUUCAUAUCUCUUCCAAAAUCGAUAUAUUGAUCGGAGCGGACACUUUCUGGAAUCUCAUGUGCAUAGGGCAAAUCAAGCCUUCUGAUAAGCAUCCACUGUUACAGAAAACAAGACUCGGCUGGAUUUUAGCUGGUCGACUAAACCGUUCCGUAACGCGUCCGCGAAUGAUGCAAGCGUUUCACGUCUCUGUCAGUAAUACCGAAUUGCACAAUCAACUAAAUAAGUUUUGGCAGUUAGACGACAUUCAUGGUAACUCAGGUAGUUAUACUCUCGAAGAGAGCCUUUGCGAGAAACAUUUCUUAGAGAACGUGUCUAGGAAUAAUCAGGGCAGAUACAUAGUCAAAUUGCCUCUCAAGGAAAACUUAAUAAACGACCUCGGCGAUUCAAGAAAUAUCGCGUUAAACCGUUUGCGUGGAUUAGAAAGGCGUUUUAGUCGAGAUCCCGAUCUGAAAGAACGAUACACGCAGUUCAUUGACGAGUACAUUGCAUUAGGGCACAUGAAGCCGAUCAUAGAACAAUCCUCAAAUCAAUCCGGAGUUUAUUACCUGCCGCAUCAUUGCGUUCUAAAGGAGUCCGCCAAGGACACUAAGCUUCGCGUCGUUUUCGACGGAUCGUGCAAAACCGAUACCGGGUUGUCACUAAACGAUUCUAUGAUGAUAGGACCGGUGGUUCAAGAGGAUCUCACCUCUAUACUCACGCGCUUUCGUACUUUCAAAUACGUGUUGGUGGCUGAUAUAAUUAAGAUGUAUCGCCAAAUCUCGCUACAUCCUUCACAGACACAAUUACAAAGGAUUCUUUGGCGUGGUGACGCCAAUUCAGACUUUAGAGCUUACGAAUUAACCACCGUUACUUACGGGACAUCAGCAGCUUCUUACCUAGCCACGAGAUGUCUUACACAUUUAGCAGACCAAUACUCAGAUACCUUCCCCGUAGGCUCAUCGCAUGUCAAGCGUGAUUUUUAUGUUGACGAUCUGCUCACCGGAGCUGAUUCAAUAUCAGAAGCGACAGUCAUCCGCGAUCAAGUAAUACAACUAUUAGAGUUAGGUUCCUUCCAGCUCAGCAAGUGGGGAUCCAAUUGUCCCGAAUUGUUGAAAGGCGUGAGUGAUCAGAGCGAGGGUCUUGUAUAUUUUGAUAAAGAUUCCGCUUUUCGCAUUUUGGGUAUCCUCUGGGAUCGAGACAACGACACAUUUCAUUUUUCCCAUAAGCCCAGCCAAGUACCUGACGUCGUGACUAAGCGUUCGAUAUUAUCUGAAAUCUCAGGUUUAUUUGACCCAUUAGGGCUGCUUGGACCGGUCAUUGUGAUCGCAAAAUUGAUUCUCCAAGAGCUGUGGCAAUCGGGGGUGGACUGGGACGAAUCGAUCCCGCAGGAUGUUCAUACCAAGUGGCUGCAGCUCAAAUUACAAUUCUCAAGUUUAAAUCAAUUACAGAUUCCUCGUUGCGUCGGCAUUCUCUCUGAUCCGAGCCUCUCCCAAAUCCAUGGCUUUUGCGAUGCCAGUCAGCGCGCUUACGGCGCAUGUGUCUACCUUCGCACUAAAGUCGGCAAUCAAGACUAUCAAUCAAACCUACUUUCUUCCAAGUCUCGCGUCGCGCCACUCAAGGCAGUAUCAUUACCGCGACUCGAAUUGUCUGCAGCACUUUUGUUAUCGCAGUUAAUCGACAAAAUUAGAUCAUCACUCGAUUUGACAAACGCAGAAAUCAUCUUAUGGUCAUAUUCUACCAUAACUCUAAAUUGGAUAGCGUCUCCGUCGCGCAAAUGGUCGGUAUUCGUAGCAAACCGCGUCGGAGAAAUACAACGCUUGACCAGCAUAAGCAAUUGGCGACACGUUGCUUCUGGCGACAAUCCGGCAGACAUAUUAUCGCGAGGAUUACUUCCUGACGACUUGAUAAGCUCACCGAUGUGGUGGCACGGUCCACCGUUUUUACAACUGCCCGAGGCCCAAUGGCCAAGCGGCGUAUACAACUCUUUGGAAGGCGAGCAUACGGAUUUAGGUUCUCAACGUCAGUCUAAUCCCAAAACCAAGGUGGUUUCCCCGAAGGAGCUUCUAAACUCUUUAAACGUAAUAUGCAAGGCUGUUCAAAGGCAGGUUUUUUCAAGCGAAUACGUUUCAUUGCGCAAGCAUGCCGAGAUUAAUAAAUCUAGCAAUUUGCUCUCGCUCGCCCCAUUCAUGGGCGAAGACGGCUUGAUCAGAGUCGGAGGGAGACUGAAAGCUUCCGCAUUGUCAUUCGACGCGUGUCAUCAAAUAGUUUUACCUCGCAAUCAUAUCCUAACGAAGCGCAUAAUAGAGCUCGAGCAUCUGCGUAAUAUGCAUUCUGGCUUGCAAGCCACCAUGGCUGCAGUCAGACAGAGGUUUUGGCCGCUUUCGCUGCGAUCAGCCACUCGUAAGGUCAUAAACAACUGUUUGCCAUGCUUCAAGGCAAGGCCAGUUUUCUCCGAAGCACAAAUGGGUUCGUUGCCCGCGUCUAGGAUCAGAUUCUCACGGCCGUUCUCGCACUGUGGAGUUGAUUAUGCCGGGCCUGUCACCUUGCGAGAGGGUAAGCGUCGCAACUCGCGAAAUCACAAAGCGUAUAUAGCGGUUUUCGUAUGUUUCGCCACCAAGGCUAUACACUUGGAACUCGUGAGCGACCUCACAACUGAUGCGUUUAUCGCGGCUCUCAAAAGAUUGAUAUCGCGCCGUGGCAAGCCCCAGCAAAUGUAUUCCGACAAUGCGACUACAUUUGUUGGAGCACAAAGACAAAUCAAGGAAUUUUAUGACUUUCUUAAAACCGAGCAGGCACAGACUUCCAUAGAGCAUUUCUUGCGAGACCAACAAACUACGUGGAGUUUCAUUCCUCCCAAUGCUCCUCACUUUGGGGGCCUCUGGGAGGCGGCGGUUAAAUCUGCCAAGUACCAUCUUACCCGUAUCGUGGGCUCGGCUAACCUGACAUUCGAGGAAAUGCAAACCGUCCUAUGCGAAAUUGAGGCUAUAUUGAACUCGAGGCCUCUCAUUCCGUUGAGUUCCGAUCCAAACGAUUUGAGUUACUUAAGCCCCGGGCAUUUUCUGGUUGGCACCCCAUUGAAUAGUUUUCCUACCCAAGAGUUAUGUGAUGUAAACACGAACUCAUUGUUGCGAUGGCAAUUAAUUGAACAAAUGCGACAGCACUUUUCACGCAGAUGGAGCGACGAAUACCUUAACUCCCUACAGGAGAGACACAAGUGGAAGACCUCCAAGGGCCAGCAGCUAAAGCCCGACCAGUUAGUCUUAAUAAAACAGCAAGGCCUAGCGCCUCUUCAGUGGAUAACUGGUCGAGUGGAGGGCGUGCAUCUAGGAUCCGAUGGAUUGGCCCGCUCCGCCACGGUCAAAACAGCCAAAGGAUCUUAUGUCAGGCCGCUUUCAAAGUUAGCUAUAUUACCUAUGUAA
Messenger RNA from Vollenhovia emeryi, 3453 nucleotides. RefSeq lists its product as uncharacterized. Lineage: Eukaryota; Metazoa; Arthropoda; Insecta; Hymenoptera; Formicidae. The coding region runs from base 1 to 3453 and encodes 1150 amino acids. The transcript is spliced from 2 exons. Gene Ontology annotation, molecular function: nucleic acid binding. Gene Ontology annotation, biological process: DNA integration. The record is from RefSeq and is a predicted model, not a curated record.